UGAAGAAAAUGUGUGCAACUAGUGAAAGAAAAUUGCGAAUUUUAUUUGUUUGCAUUGGAAACUCCUGUCGUAGCCCUAUGGCUGAGGCUGUGAUGAAGAAUCUCCUACCGCAAUCAUCCACAUGGGAAAUCGAUAGUGCAGCGAUAGCAUCGUGGAAUGUGGGGCUCCCUCCGGAGCCCAGGUGUUUAAAAGUUCUCCAGGAACACGGAAUUGAUACUUGCCACAUCGCCAGGCAAGUCAACCAAGAUGAUUUCUACAGAUUUGACUUUAUUUUUGGAAUGGACCCUAGAAAUGUUGAAGACCUCGAGAAGUUGGCUCCUCCAGACUCACCAGCAAAGAUUGAACUUCUUGGACGGUACGACAGUGAGAGGGAUAAUAUAAUUCUUGACCCGUAUUUUGAGACAGGAGAUCAUGGAUUUAGGCGGUGUUUUGAGCAGAUCAGUAGGAGUUGUGUAGGAUUUCUGAGAAUUCACGGAGCGACAAGGAGAUGUCACGCUGCCGAUUGAUCUUCAGCAGUUACAUUCUGGAUGAAUUUGUCCCACUGUGCAUGAAACAUGUCACUCACAGUCAUCCAUUCUUUGUCCGACAGGACGCUUUGCCUAGAAAAAAUUUAUUUAUGUUACAUCUUAAGUAUUAAAGCUCGAUGAUUCUUACUCAA
Messenger RNA from Phlebotomus papatasi, 658 nucleotides. Its product is annotated as low molecular weight phosphotyrosine protein phosphatase 1-like. The coding region runs from base 9 to 506 and encodes 165 amino acids. Gene Ontology annotation, cellular component: cytoplasm. Gene Ontology annotation, molecular function: non-membrane spanning protein tyrosine phosphatase activity; acid phosphatase activity. The record is from RefSeq and is a predicted model, not a curated record. Gene Ontology annotation, biological process: protein dephosphorylation. The transcript has 2 exons. NCBI's taxonomy places the organism in Eukaryota, Metazoa, Arthropoda, Insecta, Diptera, Psychodidae.